AUGCUUUAAUUGAGUAUACUAUUUCUCAUAAAUAUAUGUUCAGCAAAUUUGGAGAUUUUAGAAAUUAAGGAAUCUUCUGAAACUUUUACAAUUCAUCUUGGGGAGCCAAAUAUUAUUUAUUAAAUGCCAUAGGCUGAUGAUGCUACAUUAAUGCCAUUUUAAUAGAAUAGUUUCUGUUAAGUUACAUAAUAAACAGUUUAAACUGAAACAUAACAAUUUACAAUAAUAUAAUCGGAUGACUUUAAAGAGUAAAUUAUGUGAAUUCAAUUUUAGUUAUGAGUUUGAAUUGGAUACCCCAUUAAAUUUUAGAGAAUUUAUUGGGAUGGUACAUAUAAAUGAUGGAAUGUUAGCAAUUACUUCAGAUGCAAUUGCUUAUUUAAUAAAGUUUAAUUAUGACAAUGUUCUAUCAAAAUAAGGAUUUACAACUUAUGGAAAUUCUAUUGAUUUUGCAGGUGUUAUUUGGAAGGCUAAUCUUUAACCAGUGAUUCCUUCAAUUCAAUCAAGAGACGAAUUACCAUAAUUAGUUUAUUCAAAAAAAAAUAAUUUGGCCUUUGUAUUAUAUUCAGAUAGUGCAUAAUUUUUUAGUGUGUCAGAGAUGGAGAAAAAUGAGAAAAGUAUGUACAUUAAUUAGAUUUCUAAUUGGAUUCAAAGAGAGGAAAGAGGAUUGACUAAAGAAAUUGAUGGAUAUUUAUUUUCAGCAGUUGGUAGAGCAGGAAUGGAUAUUUAUGAAAUAUAAGAGACUGAUGUCAUUUAUAAGUAGACAAUAACAUUUUCAGAUUUUAAAUUGAAGAAGGAAUAGUUGGAAUUAAAAGAUUUUGCAGUUUUCAAAGUAAAAGAUGGAUAAUAUUAAUUAUAUUUACUUGAUGUUAAAUAAGGAUUAAUUUUAGCUCAUAUGUUUAUUAAUUAAUAGGGAUUUUAAUUUGAAAUAGUAAUAAAUGUAGAAAGUUAAAAAGGUGGAAUAGCUGUAGAUACAAAGAAUGGUAAAAAUGUAUUUGCAGCUUUUGAAUAGAAUGGAAUAUAUUUUUAUAUUGAAUAUUUAGUAAAUUUUAAUUAGAAAUCUUAUUCAAUAAUAACAAAAUAAGAAAGUAAUUAUAGAAUAGUUGAUGUUGAUGCUACAGAUGAAUUUGCUAUUAUAAGUGGUGUUAAUCAUCAUUAAAUUGUGUUUAAUAAUGGUUAUGAUUUUUUAGCACCACAUAAAGAAAAGAUUGUUUUUACAUAGAUAGGAAUGAGAGAUUUUCAAUUUUUUUAGUUCUCUUAUGAAGAAGAUCAAUUAAAAGAUGCUGUUAAAGAUGAAUAUUAAUAUGAUGAUUUCUUUUUUGGAGUUACUGCAAAUAAUGCUUUUCUAACUAAAUUUAAAUUUGUUCCUUCAAGAGUAGUUUGUUUUGCUGAUCAUUGUAAUUAAGAUAUUUUAAUUAUUAGAUAAUAAGGCAUAACUUAAUUAAUAUUAUACUUUAUAAUUCAAUUAAUCAGUUAUUGAAAAUAAUGUAAUGUCAACAAAUAAAGUGAUUAGAACAACAAAGAAUUUCACUGUGCAAGUUGUAACAACAUUUUUAUUCUCCUAAUAAUGGAGAUUAAUUAGAAUAUUACUUUUUGUAUUAGGAGGAAUCAUAUUAACAUCUUGUAUUUGUUAUAAUUAUUAUUAAUUUUAGGUGGAAUUGUAAUUUAUUAAUUUAGAAAAUAUAAAAUAUAAGAGUCAAAUUUAGAUGAAGAAAUUGAUAAAUAUAAACAAAAAUCAUUUGAUUAAAGUGUAUUAAAACUUAAUGAUUCUUCAAUCAUUAUAAAACCAUAAAAAGUAGAGUGA
Paramecium pentaurelia is the source of this 1801-nucleotide messenger RNA. Lineage: Eukaryota; Ciliophora; Oligohymenophorea; Peniculida; Parameciidae. The record is from the annotation of a GenBank genome assembly.